AUGUCUUCUACCCCAGAACUGCCCGCCCUUCUCUUCAACACGCUGCCCUCCUUCUCCUCGGCCACCCCAAGAGUCCUGGCUGUGGAACCCAAUGCCACCUUGUGCCAGGAGUGGGAGCAGGCCCACCAUCUCCUCUUCCAUCUGGGGAACCUGUCCCUGUUACUCGGUCUGGUAAUCCCCACCACCCUGGGCCUGCACAUGAUCCUGCUGCGCCUCCUUCUGAUGACAGGAUGUGGUCUCUUCAUUGUGUGGGCGACUCUGUACAGGUGCAACCUGGAUGUGAUGGUUUGGAAUGUGGUAUUUCUGGUGGUCAACUUCAUGCACUUGUUCUUCCUCCUGUACAAGCGUAGGCCGAUUAAGAUCGACAGGGAGCUGCGGUCGGUCUACAAGCGGAUGUUCGAGCCCCUCCAUGUACAGGAGGCUUUGUUUCGGAGGCUCACAGGACAGUUCUGCACAAUCCAGACACUGAAGAAAGGCCAGGCCUACGCUGCAGAGGACAAGACCUCUGUGGACGAACGCCUAAGCAUUCUCCUCAAAGGAAAGAUAAAGGUAUCCUACCGAGGCCAUUUCCUCCACAACAUCUAUACCAAUUCAUUCAUUGACUCUCCAGAAUUCAGGUCCACUGAGAUGCACAGAGGAGAGAAGUUCCAGGUGACCAUCAUAGCAGAGGAGAACUGUAAGUUCCUGUGUUGGUCUCGAGAGAGGCUCACCUACUUCCUGGAGUCAGAUACUUUCCUCAAUGAGGUGUUCAGGUACCUCAUUGGCAAAGACAUCACCAACAAACUGUACUCUCUGAAUGACCCCACACUCAGUGACAAGGCGGUGAAGAAGAUGGACCGUCAGCCCAGCCUGUGCUCUCAACUGUCUAUGAUGCAGAUGAGGAACAGCAUGGCGAGCACCAGCGACACUGAUGAUGUCCUUAACCAGAUCCUACGAGGAGGAUCUGCUGGAUCAUCGCUCCAAAAAUCACCUGGCACCAAGACCUCCUCAAAGAUGAAGCCCAUAGAAGAAGGCAUGGAGGAUGACGUUUUCGAAGAAUCUGCUCCCUCCAAGUCUCAUCGUAUUCCCAGCACUUCCACUAAGGAAGUGUAGCCAGCAGGAGAAGCAACACAAGAUCAAAUGCAUAUCAUGUAGGUCUGUUUAGCAACCUAACAAUUAGAACCUGAUCAAUACACAGGCAUGGCCAAUAUUAUCAGCCAUGUAAUUUUCACAGAUAUAUGGAUAUCUGUGUUUGCUGAGUAAGAACAAAUGUCAGUAGAGAAAUGUCAAAGAUAUGUUUGUGGUCAUUUAGAAACAGUGUCUCCAUUAUAUUAUUUUCAGAUUGAAGAAUUUGCAUUAAUUGAUUUAUUUGGCCACUUGCAGCAGAAUUGGCUAUAACACACAUAAGUGACAUAUUAUCACCUUACAAAGUUGUUAUGGUGAACAAACAAUUGCUCAUCCAGCAGACACAAAGCAACAUUAUCAUCAUCAUCUGUGUUCACCAGAUGAUUGUUUGGUCUCCACCAACUCCUGAGAAAAAUAUCUGGCUCUUUAGCUGCUAACUGCUCCAUUAUGUUUCCAGCUAGUCUCUAUCUGUGUCUGUCUGCUGUUUGGUGUUGAGCAGGCAGUGGGCUUUUAGAGGUUUUCAUUGAAACCAGCAGCCUGCUAGAAACAAGGCUGAUGAGAAUGGUGAGAGUGAACCAAAACAGUAAAGGUGUGGGACGGAAAACCAAAUCAAGACACUAGAAAGCUCCAUAGAGCUGAGGGGAUCUGCAGGGUUGGAAUCAUUCCCUGUGGGUUCAUCAUCAUGACAUCGUUCACAUUACAUUUAGUUAUUUGAUUUAUUGUUAAUAUAAAAAUGUUGAUUAGUGCAGAUUCAAAUACUCAAAUAUAGGUAUCAAAAUCUGUCUCAAAAAUGUUGUAUUGUUCGGGCUCUAACAACUAUUCUGGACAGAUACUUUCAGAAUGAUAUAGAUACUUUAAUUAGUUUCAGGAAAACAUAACUGGUUAGUUUCUCUCUGUGAGACAAAAAUACAUUUUUAUUAUAUUUUUGAAUAUAUAUACACACAAGCAUUUCCUGUUUUAGCCACAAACUCAUAAGUGUCACACCUUUCACAACAAAAUCAUUCUUAAUGAGGAUUUUCUUUGGAGAAAUAAUUGUAUUUAACAAUGUAUUCUUUUAAAAUGUUUGAAACACUAACCAGUGGACUCUGUGUGUUUCAUAAACAUUUUGAGUGAAAUGUCUUGUCCUAAUACUGUUUGCUGUUUGAUGUAUGUUUAAGCUUUGGAUUCUGAUUAUUAUUCUUAUAUUCUUAUAUAUAAAUUAUUAUUCUGAUUUCACUGUUGUACUCCAUUAAAUAAAUGUGAUCAUUCAUCUCA
Siniperca chuatsi (mandarin fish) is the source of this 2358-nucleotide messenger RNA. It is a transcript of the gene popdc1, whose product is annotated as blood vessel epicardial substance. Bases 1 to 1092 code for a protein of 363 amino acids. The transcript has 7 exons. The record is from RefSeq and is a predicted model, not a curated record. NCBI's taxonomy places the organism in Eukaryota, Metazoa, Chordata, Actinopteri, Centrarchiformes, Sinipercidae. Gene Ontology annotation, cellular component: sarcolemma. Gene Ontology annotation, molecular function: cAMP binding.